AGCAGCGCGCCCGCGGCUCAGCUCCGGCCCGAGUCCCGCCGCGCCUCGGCCGCCGCCCGCGCCCCCCGCUCCCGGCGGAGGCAGCAGGCGGUGGGGGGACCAUGGCUGACGUCUUCCCGGCCAACGACUCGGCGGCGCCUCAGGACGUGGCCAACCGCUUCGCCCGCAAAGGGGCGCUGAGACAGAAGAACGUGCACGAGGUGAAGGACCACCGCUUCAUCGCCCGCUUCUUCAAGCAGCCCACCUUCUGCAGCCACUGCACUGACUUCAUCUGGGGGUUUGGGAAACAAGGCUUCCAGUGCCAAGUUUGCUGUUUUGUGGUUCACAAGAGGUGCCAUGAAUUCGUUACUUUUUCUUGUCCGGGUGCGGAUAAAGGACCUGACACUGAUGACCCCAGGAGCAAGCACAAGUUCAAGAUCCACACUUACGGAAGCCCCACCUUCUGCGAUCACUGCGGGUCACUGCUGUACGGACUUAUCCAUCAAGGGAUGAAGUGUGACACCUGUGAUAUGAACGUGCACAAGCAGUGCGUGAUAAACGUCCCCAGCCUCUGCGGGAUGGACCACACGGAGAAGAGGGGCCGGAUCUACCUGAAGGCCGAGGUCACCGAGGAAAAGCUCCACGUCACAGUACGAGAUGCAAAAAAUCUCAUCCCUAUGGAUCCAAAUGGGCUUUCAGAUCCUUAUGUGAAGCUGAAGCUUAUUCCUGACCCCAAGAACGAAAGCAAACAAAAAACCAAAACCAUCCGUUCCACACUGAACCCCCAGUGGAAUGAGUCCUUUAUGUUCAAAUUAAAACCUUCAGAUAAAGACCGACGACUGUCCGUAGAGAUCUGGGACUGGGAUCGAACCACCCGGAACGACUUCAUGGGGUCCCUUUCCUUCGGAGUCUCGGAGCUGAUGAAGAUGCCGGCCAGUGGAUGGUACAAGUUGCUGAACCAAGAGGAAGGUGAGUACUACAAUGUGCCCAUCCCAGAAGGUGAUGAAGAAGGAAACGUGGAGCUCAGGCAGAAAUUCGAGAAAGCCAAGCUCGGCCCUGCUGGCAACAAAGUCAUUAGUCCUUCUGAGGACAGGAGACAGCCUUCCAACAACCUCGACAGAGUGAAACUCACCGACUUCAACUUCCUCAUGGUGCUGGGCAAGGGCAGCUUCGGGAAGGUGAUGCUUGCAGACAGGAAGGGGACCGAGGAGCUGUACGCCAUCAAGAUCCUGAAGAAGGAUGUGGUGAUCCAGGAUGAUGACGUGGAGUGCACCAUGGUGGAGAAGCGGGUGCUGGCCCUGCUGGACAAGCCCCCGUUCCUGACGCAGCUGCACUCCUGCUUCCAGACAGUGGAUCGGCUGUACUUCGUCAUGGAAUACGUCAAUGGCGGGGACCUCAUGUACCACAUCCAGCAAGUGGGAAAAUUUAAGGAGCCGCAAGCAGUGUUCUACGCAGCGGAGAUUUCCAUCGGGUUGUUCUUUCUUCAUAAAAGAGGAAUCAUUUAUAGAGACCUGAAGUUAGAUAAUGUCAUGCUGGAUUCGGAAGGACAUAUCAAGAUUGCAGACUUCGGGAUGUGUAAGGAGCACGUGAUGGACGGGGUCACGACCAGGACCUUCUGCGGGACCCCGGAUUACAUCGCCCCGGAGAUAAUCGCGUAUCAGCCGUACGGGAGAUCCGUGGAUUGGUGGGCCUUCGGCGUCCUGUUGUACGAAAUGCUGGCCGGGCAGCCUCCGUUUGACGGCGAGGAUGAGGACGAACUGUUUCAGUCCAUCAUGGAGCACAACGUCUCAUACCCGAAGUCCUUGUCCAAGGAGGCUGUUUCCAUCUGCAAAGGGCUGAUGACCAAACACCCCGGCAAGCGGCUGGGCUGCGGGCCCGAGGGAGAGCGGGACGUGCGGGAACACACCUUCUUCCGGAGGAUCGACUGGGAGAAGCUGGAGAACAGGGAGAUCCAGCCGCCCUUCAAGCCCAAAGUGUGCGGCAAAGGAGCAGAGAACUUUGACAAGUUCUUCACGCGAGGGCAGCCCGUCUUAACGCCGCCCGACCAGCUGGUCAUCGCCAACAUCGACCAGUCUGAUUUUGAAGGGUUCUCGUAUGUCAACCCCCAGUUCGUGCACCCCACCAUACAGAGCACAGUAUGAAACUCAGCGUCGAGGGCAGGCGCCUCCCCAGCCCCGCCCCUGCCCCCAGCCCUGGGAAAUGAUCCUCAGCCCUAAAGUUUGAAGGCCACCGCCUUGCUUCCAGGUGGAGGCCUAAAAACCGUAGGGUUAUUAGUCCACACGUGAUCAGCUGUUCAGAGUCUCUCACGACCAAGAGCGUCACCUUGGCGGCAGACGAUGUCAUGUACAGCAUCCAGUUUAAUUGUGUAGAGGUCACAUCUGGCGGUAGGUUAACCCUUCCUGGAAGGCAAACAGACUCUGCCCCCUUUUUUUUUUUUUUGGUACAAUUUGACAUGUUUUCCAAACCCUCUGUUGAUUUUCACCAUCCGGAUCCCCCAACCAGACGUGUUCAAAGGAACCCGCCCCAGUCCAGGGGGCCGGAAACAUCUCCACCCAAGACAUCUUUGGAGUAAAAGAACGGGGAGCCCAGAGAGUGAGCAAGGCAGGACCUGGGGGAGGUGGGAUUGGGGCUUCAGAAAACCCGCUGCUUGCAUUCUCUGCCUCGAUGGACACGGUCCCUAGAGCCCAAGAGGCCGGGAGGGAUCUAGUCCCGUCUGCAAGCUCCCUGUUCCCAGAUGCUGACACUCGUAACCCACUCACAGUAACGGUCCAGCAGUUACCAGUUUAAACAAAGAGAGGAAGCAAACCUCAGAUGAGUGUUGGGGGCAUCUGUCAUCUUGUACCCUACUUGGCUGAUAACUGUCUUGAUACUUGCAUUUCUUUUUAAGAGGCCAAAUCUUCUAAGGACUCCGCUAAAUGAGCAUGUGAAAUCAUUUCAGAUCAAGGGUAGAUCAGUGUGCGUGUGACAUUCAUUUUAAUCUCUGGGAGAUUAUUCUGGAUCCAGGGUGCCAUCAGCGAUCAUGCCACUACUCACAAGUGUUGUUAGCCAACCCCCCUCACACCGAUACUUCGCUGCCUACUUCCUAAGAAGCCGAAGCGUACACCUCCCACCCCUUUUGUACUUAUUUAUUUAAUAGGCUGCGGUGUUUAUGAGAGUACGAUGUACAGUAAGUUAAUCCAAGUGUUGACUCUAACUUCAACCCCUAGAAUUGAUUUCCCUCACAUCUCCAGCCCUCGACAUCCUCUUGGGAUGAACAAUAGAGUUUUGGUCCCCCAUUUCCGGUUCAUGUUGAAUGACACACCUGAAGCUGUAGAACAGGAAACCUGGAUGCGUAUCAGCUCAAAGAGGUUUUAUUGCUAAAAGGAUUUUAAUAUGUUUUGCAAAGGCAUCAUGCAAUGAAUUUUGCGUGUUUAGAAUAAACCUUAAUAACAAGUGAAUCUAUGUUAUUGAUAUAAUCGUAUCAAGUACAAAAAGUAUUAUAAUAAUUUUAUAAGACACAACUGUGCUAUAUUUGUGAAGGCUCUGGUUUCUAGUCUGCUUUUGUGAUUAAGCGUUAGCUUCCUUCUGUGCCGCUGUGCUUCCUCUUCCCCACCCGGACUCCGUGUGUACCCUGCAUUGGCACUGUGUGGGGCGUACUGAUUUUUUAUUGCAGUAGAUCUAAUUUCGAAGGUGAAUGGCUACUUUGCAUGAUCAAUUAGGCUUACAUACACAUAUACAUAAAAAUAUUUGAUUCUACCUGCAAACAAAAGUUUCGUCGGGGGGCGGGUUACUGUCGAGGCGAGACUCCCUCUUAGCCUCUGAGCCCUGUCGCCUUCAUCACGCUUCCGCCUGUGGUAGCAGAUGUUCAGCUCCCGUGCCCCCAGUACGUUCGUGCAGAUGUGGUGUCGUCACGGCCCACGGGCUGCACUUUGUUCGUUUAGUUCUUCCCUUCAGCCUUGUUGCUGUUGGAGACUCGGGGUAGGAGGGACGGGAGGAUGCCCUUCCUGACACGGGUGUGUGGAUGCCCCGGAAACGUGCUGUCCAUCUCACCGUCCCCAGCACGCCCCGCCGUCGGCUCCCGCACGUGCAGACGUGGUGAGGCACAGCCAGGCCCUGGAGCUGUCAGCAGAUGCUCUGGGGAGGCUGCAGAGGCUCUCCCAGAUGUUGCUAGAAGUGGCCUUCCCCGUCUUGUAAGGAGCGCUUCCGUGGGACACAGCAUCACAGCGCGGGGUCCUCGGGGGAGCCGGUCAGCAACAGCAGAAAGAAGGUUUACGAGGGACACGGUUGUCAGUCCUUACAGGGGGCUGCUCUGUUCCCCCUUGUUCCCCAGAAGCGGGUCCCAGCGAAGCGUCUUCUCAUUUUUACUCUCUGGCUCAUUGCCUGAUUUUCAGCUGCCACACGACCGCUGAGGGGUCUUAGGGAUGAGAGGCCUCGGCCGUCCUGGGAACCCUUGACUGGAGGAAGAGAUGGGGUAGGGAACAGGUUAGACCAGAAAAAGAGCAAAUUCUUCCGCCACCUUUUACGGACCAUAGACUGAAGGGCUCCAGGGGGGCCCCGGCUGCGGAGCUGUGGCCCCAUGGGUCCGUGCACGUCCGGGGGCCACACCUUCCCCAGGUGCAUCUCGUUUGGUCUGAUAGAAAAGGGACCCAAGUACAGAAAAAGCCUAAGAAGCAGAAGAGCCGGUCCCCCUGCCCUGGAAUGGCGCAACGGCAGGACGACAGAUCCCCAGCUAAGCCCCGGAGGUGAGGAAAGUCCCAGAAAGGAGCCCACGGGGUUGAACCACGUGUUCCCGAGCCCCUCGCUGCCUGCUCGUGCUAAGCCCCGGGCAGGUCACGCUGCCCUUCACACAGCCGACACAUUUCCAAAUUAUUCAUCUUUCUCUAGGAAAUAGCCCAGCUGGUUUUUAUCCUUUCUGAGUGUGUGGCAAAGUUUUAAAGGAAAUACCGUGUCUGGGGGGCCCUGUACUCUGCGUGAGCGACUGCAGGCUUGAGGACAAACUUGGGGGGAAGACAGUAAAAACUCCAGUGCCCGCGAAGUGUUACCGUGAUGGGGCGUGUUGGUACGUUGCCAUGUCCCGAAUGGAGAUAGAAGCUAAUGCUUUUAAAAAAUCUGAGCAACCUGAGACAGUGCUGCUGAAAGCACACGUCAUGCUGGUAACCGUUAGCAGAAUGGAUUGAUGAAGGUCUGUGGCUUUAUCCCCCUUCGUGGAGGUCACGUAAAAUAAAGCCGCAGGGAAGGGGCUGCCGUUUCAAAGGGGCUGGGGUAACAAGGAGGCCCUGAAGGGCCAAGUCACUGAGGGACCCGGGAAGGGCCAGCCCCGGGCACGGCCUGUGUCGCCGGGGCCCGUGGAGGUCCAGGCCCGCAGGGGAAUCCAGCCCGAGCUGGGUCCCCGCCAGACACUGUGACGCCAAAGGCCGUUCAGGUUGGUCCCGUGACCUUCCCCUGGGAGGCGGCUGCUCAGAGGCGGGACUUCCCUCCGAGGCUGCGGCCAGCGGGCGGGCGGCCCUCCUCUUGGCAUCUCGUUCAGACCCACGAGGGGCUUGGUUUGAAGGAAGAAUCCGGGGUGUGCAGCCCGCAGAGGUUAAUGGGGGGUUCGCUCGAGGCUGGAACGAUUCAGAAGGUCGAUAGGAGACCCUGGGAACCGAGCGAUGGCUCUUCAUCAUGUCUACUCCUAUUUUGUUCACGUUCAUGCAGAAUCUCUGCCUUGUCGUGUCUUUGGAGAUGGUUAGGCUUUCUUACUAGGAUUUGGGGAGAAAACCAGAGGGUUAAGAGAUCUCCGGAAACUUGGUCUGAGAUGGUCAGCUAGGAGAGCGUGAGGACCCGGAUUAAUGCGAUUCAGCGAACGACUGUCGAGCCCCUCUGAGCCGUGGUCCUUAGCCGUGGUCGGCAAGGAGCUUAGGGAAGAGCGGGUUUGAGUGCAGAAGGACUGACGGACACUUGCAGUAGGAGGAAGCCAGGAGGGAGGGGAGGCGAGGGCGUCCAGGGCGGGAGCUGCAGUUCCCGGAGGCUUAGCCGUCGGGUGGUGUCGGAUGCGGUUGCUGGUCCUCCUCCGCGAGCAUCUCCCAAGCGCCAGCAGCAUCCUUCCUGCCCCCUUGAAGAGGCUCCCAGUUCUCUGGGUGGGGCCGAAGCAUCCAGCAGGUGGGUUCGCACCCACUUUUCUCCUGUGACUUCCUGUAGCUGGGGGUCGGGGGGUGGAGCGGGGACAGAGCAAAAAAACUUAACACUGCAGGUCCCCCCCCACCUCCCCGAUUCCCCAGAGCAGGCGGAAUUGGAGUGUUUUGCUGCGUUUGUUUUCUCAGUACCGAAGGGGAGGACGAAGUGAGGGUCUUAUGUUUUCAAAAGCCUCAGAAAGGAACACCAUCUGACAGUCAUCUUCUCACCUUGGUCUUAGGAAGUCGCCUAUUUCUUGUACCAUUUCCUGCUUCUUUAAGCCCAGCAGGGGCAGCGCUAAACGGUCAUGAUUGUGAACCUGACGCGGGGCAGGGACCCAGAGACGAAGACUCUCAGGGCCACGGGAACAGCAAAGGCCUGACAGCCACAGGAAGCAGAAGGCAUUCUGGCUGUUAGUGACCACGCCCUAAUUUGACAGGGAGUGUUGGGAAAUAUUUUUAAAACCUUUUCCUUGAGUUACUUGGGUUACAUUUUAUGAAAUAUACUGACUGUCAACAUUUCUGUCAUUUCCCGUCUGGGCUGAUGCAGCAAAUCUAGGGAAUGCUGUGUAUUUCUGUUGUGAGAAAGGUUCCCUGAGUUACGCGUGGGUGAAGGCAGCCGUGUAGAAAUGGUGUUGACCGCAGUUCUGUUAAUCCCGUCACGUCAGGGGCCCGUCGGGAGGGUUCAGAGUGGAAUGACUGGGUCCCCAGUGCCUCUGACCUGUGUGAUCGGCUGCCAGUUAAUAGCUGUGCAGGUCCAGCUCUGUCAUCAAACAGCCUUCAAAUGACCCACGCUAAGGCCCACAGGUUCCAAGACUUUGCUGAAACCUUAUGGAAGAAAUUAAUCUGUUAAUUCCAACAGAACAUCUGAAUACACUGGGCUAUUUGUACUUUUUUAUAGAGAAUUUGAUUAACUCAAUUCUUCCUUAGAAAUGAGUUUUUAAAAUAAAACUACUGACAGUUUCAUAAGAUUGCAAUCACAUGGAGCCUGUGGGAGGACUCAGCUGGGGUCAGCUAGAGCGCCCCCGUCCUGCAGCCCCCCUGCAGGAUGUUCCCAGCCAGUGGGGUGUGGGGUCCUCAUGACAAUGACUGGCUGGGAGUCCAGGUGGAACAUGUUAGCAGAAUGAUGCCCUCCGUGGUUUUAAUGAGACACUGGGGACAACUGUCUAAAGUCUAGAAACUUUUGGACCACGGGAAAGAUGGCUUUAUCGUCCCCUUUCCAGAUGCAGCUCUAGGAUAGCUUUCCCGUUUCUUGCCCUGCGAGGCUCUGUGACCCUGCGGCCCGUUUCCUUGCUCUGCGAGGCUCUGCGACCACCUUUUGGCAUGGGGGUGGGAGGCGCCUCCUCAGCUCUGUCUCCCAUCCCCACGGGCCCCCAGGUCUCCCAUAUAUGGUGAAAGUUCAGUGAUGCCCUGUGAGAACUUGGUCCCUGGGCGACUCAGAACUACCCCAACGUCCCCAAGAAAGAAGCGGCAAAUGUGCCCAUUGGCAUCAUCUCUCGUGAGUAGACGGAACCCUACUUGUCAAGGCUACUUUAUAAGAACCUUUUUUUCUAAAAUAAGACAAAAGGUGGCUUUGCAUUUUCUGAUUAAGCAGCUCUGUCUUUGUCCCCUCUGCUUCACUUUAGGAGUAUUUAUUUCUGUGAUUGUUGGUAGAUUCUUGUUGAUACUCUUCCUGGAAAAGUGUGAUUCUUUUCUUGAGGGGAUUAGUGGACUAUUCAAAAUCAUCCAUGAAGGCUGUUAUCCUUUUGAGUCUAAAAAUUCACCUCAUAUCUCUUCUAUUAGGUUCUUUUCAAAUGUCUUUUGUAGAUGGUCAGAAACAUUUGGAAUCACUGCUUUGCUACAUGAACUUGGGGGAAGGGUGGGCUGAAGGACAAGCCGUGUCUAAAGCAUUCUUGAAAAGGAUCCUAUAUCAGACCCCAAAUUUGUAUGGAGGAGGAAGAGGAAGAGAUGGAGGUUGCAGUUUUCCCUUCUGUCAAGCGCCUGCUGGCAAAACGUAGAGGCCAUUCAGCUGUCAGAUCACAUUUGGUUUAUCGCAGGUGAAAUGGAUGUACAAAUUACUGCAUUGCUCUAAUUCAUAUAACCUCUAAUCUUUGUUUGCAUGAUACGCUUUGUUAGAUACAUUAACUGUAGUUUGGAAGCAAGUGUGUAUGA
This is a messenger RNA of Eubalaena glacialis (North Atlantic right whale), 8258 nucleotides long. It is a transcript of the gene PRKCA, whose product is annotated as protein kinase C alpha. Lineage: Eukaryota; Metazoa; Chordata; Mammalia; Artiodactyla; Balaenidae. The record is from RefSeq and is a predicted model, not a curated record. Gene Ontology annotation, biological process: protein phosphorylation. Gene Ontology annotation, molecular function: ATP binding; diacylglycerol-dependent serine/threonine kinase activity; zinc ion binding. The coding region runs from base 102 to 2120 and encodes 672 amino acids. The transcript is spliced from 17 exons.